AUGUCAUUAGCUGAUAAAAAACAAAUUUCAGCUGCAUCAUUACAAGCAGCAUCACUACAGCCAGAACUUUGGACAUCAUCAUCAAAUGAAGCAUUAAAAUGUUUUAUUACAAAUGAAGAAGAAGCUAUAAAAUUUCAACCAUUAUUUACAUAUCCAAUUUUUGGAGAUGCAGAAUCUAUAUAUGGAUAUAAAGACUUGGAUAUUUUUUUGUGUUUUGAUCAUUAUACUUUUAAACCAUUUUUAAAUAUAAAAUAUUCACAAAAAUUAGAAGAUAAUGAUUUAAUUGAUAUAAAAGAAACUGUUGAUAAAUAUUUACCUGAUUCUACUAUUUUUAAAGAUGAAAUAAAAUGGGUUGAUUCAAUAAAAGAAGAAAAAAAAAGUUAUAAAAUACCUGGUAAUAAAAUAGAUGAGUUUAAAGUUGAUAAUAUAGAAUAUGAAAUAUAUAAAAUUGAUUUAAAAUCAAAAGAAGGAUUAGAAUUACAUAAGAGAUUACAAAUAUUAGUACUUUUAUAUAUUGAAGCAGGUUCAUUUAUAGAUUCAGAAGAUGAAUUAUGGAAUUUAUAUGUAUUUUAUGAAAAACCACAAGGAGAAAAUGAACCAUCAAUUGUGGGAUUUACAACAGCUUAUAAUUAUUGGAAAUAUCCAGGAGCUAUAAAAUUUGAUGAAGGUAUAAAAGAAAUAAGAAUAAAAAUAUCACAAUUUAUAAUAUUACCAAUUUAUCAAGGUAAUGGAUUAGGUCAAUUAUUUUAUAGUCAUUUAUGUGAUAUAUGGUUAAAAGAUUCAAAUAUUAUUGAAAUUGUAGUUGAAGAUCCAAAUGAACAAUUUGAUGAUUUAAGAGAUAAAGCAGAUUUAAAAAGAUUAAGAAAUUUAUCAUUUGAUUUUGGGAAAGUUAUACCUAAAAUUGAUUCUGAUUGGGUUAAUACUACUAAAAAGAAUUUAAAGUUUGAAAAUCGUCAAUUUUCAAGAUUAUUAGAAUUAAUAUUAUUAUAUAAAUUAAAACAUACAAAAGAUAUAUCAACUGCUGAUGUUCGAAAAUUUAUUAAACAAAGAUUGUACAAAAAGAAUAAAGAAGGUUUAGAUAGUUUAGAUGAAAAUAAUAGGAAAGAUAAAUUACAAACUGCUUAUCAAGCUUUAGAAGAUGAUUAUUAUAGGAUAUUGGGUGAUAUAAAUUUACCAACUAAAAGAAAAAGAGAUGAAGGGAAGAUGGUAGAUAAGACAUAA
Molecule: messenger RNA, 1221 nt
Organism: Lodderomyces jiufengensis
Lineage: Eukaryota; Fungi; Ascomycota; Pichiomycetes; Serinales; Debaryomycetaceae
Gene: HAT1
Product: histone acetyltransferase catalytic subunit
Exons: 1
Coding region: 1-1221 (406 amino acids)
Biological process (GO): subtelomeric heterochromatin formation
Cellular component (GO): nucleus
Molecular function (GO): histone H4 acetyltransferase activity; histone binding
Source: RefSeq, a predicted model, not a curated record